AUGUCGAGUGAUGAUUCAUCGGCCACCUUGUUGGAAGAUGGGCUAGGAUCAGAGCAGCGGACAGUCAUCAUCCAGAAGACACCGAGGUGGAUGUGGUACACACACGCCGCGCUUUUCUCGAUAUCAGCGGCAUUCUUCGUGUCCAGCUGGUUCGGUCAACCAACGGAGGAUAUGUUCGUUGAAAAGUUCUCGGCAUGGUCACCGGCUUCUGAAGCAGUCCGAUAUGAGAAUGUUCAUUUCAAUAUAACAAAGGGUGCACUCUCAUCUGCGUACCAGGGAAUGGGCGACGACGUAGACGAGGCGUGGAACGGCCUUUCAUUCGACAUCGGCGACCAGAUGGUAUCACACGAGCAAAUGAAGGCGCUGGGAAAGCCCAUGAAUUCUCUGGGUGUAACAGAUCUGCGUACUGGAGAACAUGGCUUCCGGAUUGGCCUGGAAGUGUUUCAUCAGCUCCACUGCUUGAAUCUUCUUCGGAAGGUGACAUAUAAAGACCACUACGAGUCGAAGGGCGGUGAUCUUUCUGACCCACCCGAAAAGCUUCGUAUGCAUCUAGACCAUUGCAUUGAGAUCCUCCGCAUGAACUUGAUGUGCUCAAGUGACAUCGGAGUCUUCACCUUUGCGAUGCUUCCCGAAUAUGACGAUCCUUGGCCCGAUUUUAACACCGACCAUGUUUGCAGAAAUUUCGACGCCAUCAAGGAGUGGGCGAUCGAAAACACCGUCGCUACAGACAACAUUUAG
Mytilinidion resinicola is the source of this 738-nucleotide messenger RNA. RefSeq lists its product as uncharacterized. The transcript has 4 exons. Lineage: Eukaryota; Fungi; Ascomycota; Dothideomycetes; Mytilinidiales; Mytilinidiaceae. The record is from RefSeq and is a predicted model, not a curated record. Bases 1 to 738 code for a protein of 245 amino acids. Gene Ontology annotation, biological process: mycotoxin biosynthetic process.